Dictyostelium discoideum AX4 is the source of this 915-nucleotide messenger RNA. RefSeq lists its product as hypothetical. The coding region runs from base 1 to 915 and encodes 304 amino acids. The record is from RefSeq and is a predicted model, not a curated record. Gene Ontology annotation, cellular component: nucleus; cytoplasm. NCBI's taxonomy places the organism in Eukaryota, Evosea, Eumycetozoa, Dictyosteliales, Dictyosteliaceae. The transcript has a single exon.
AUGGCAAAUAAUAAUAUUGAAUUUGAGGAUUGGUAUUCAAUUUUAAAUGUUGAACAAGAUGCAACGACAACACAAAUUCAAAAUGCAUAUAGAAAGUUAGCAAGGAAAUACCAUCCAGAUAAAAACAAAUCACAAGAGGCAGUGAUAAUGUUUGAAAAAAUCUCUAUUGCCAAUACUACAUUAUGUGAUGAAAAUAAACGUAUAAUUUUCGAUUCACAAUUAUUAGCUAAAAAAGAAAAGAAACGAAAAGAACAAGAAAUGGAUAACGUUAGAAGGAAAAUGAAACAAGAUCUAUUUGAAAGAGAAAACCAAUUUAAAAAGAGAAGAGAGAAUGAUACAAAUUCAAAAAGGAAUGUUGAAAUGGAAAAUGAACAAUAUAGACAAAAUUAUAUAAAUGAAUUAAAGAGACAAUCACAACAACAACAACAACAGCAACAAUAUACAAGUGACGAAUAUUCUCAAGAAAGUUUAGUAAUUAAAUUAAAAUGGAAGAGUAGGUUAGCAUAUACAAAAGAUCAAAUUAUUGAUAUACUAUCUAGUUAUGGUACUGUUGAUACCUUUACAAUGGUUGAUAAUUCUACAUCAUCCUAUACGAUUGCUUUAGCAACCUUUACACAAUUAGAAUCUUUAUAUCAAAUUAUAGUAAGAAAAGAAGAUUUAAAAAUGAAUUUUAAUAUAAAAAUUGAAAGAUUAAAAGGAACGACUACUGAUAGUAAUGGUGGUAAUUCUAGAAGUACCACCACUACCACCACUACAACCACCACUACCACAACUACUUCAUCAUCAUCAUCAUCGACAAAUUCAAACUUUAAUACAACAACAACCACAAAAACAUCAUGUAACAAUAUUUUAAUAGAUGAAGAUGAAGAAGAUGAUAUUUUAUCAAAAAUGAAGAAUUUUAAAAAAAAUAUUUGA